This is a messenger RNA of Spodoptera litura, 9010 nucleotides long. The record is from RefSeq and is a predicted model, not a curated record. Lineage: Eukaryota; Metazoa; Arthropoda; Insecta; Lepidoptera; Noctuidae.
UCAUGUCUCGUUGCCCGCACCCAUCGCUUACAGCGUGCUGUGAACGUUUCGCCCGCGUUCUUACGUCGUGGAUUAUUUCGGUCCCCGCGAGCCCAUCCGAGGUUGCGAAACGGCCCGUCCGCGCUCGUUUCUCGCUCGCGCCGAGCGGACAUUCUCUCGCUCGUGCGGUCGCGGCGUCACGGCCUCCGCGUUGCGCCAUUUCGAAACGGUCGCAUCGUCCGCUCGCGCUAGUGCUGCAAGGCGAGGACACCGCGGCCAGCGCUGAUAGCGAUCGAGCUGCGAGCGCGGCGGCCGAGCGUGACCGCCUCCGCCCGCUCAGCCUCGGUGCCACCCGCAUGAAUGACUCGGCCAGCCGGGAUCGUAAAUCAGAAUCGUGUUUACAGUUUUUGCGGGGCGCACGAAACCUGUCGCGCCGCCCCCGAGACAAAGGGCGGCGCGAGAGGCGCUCGGCCUCGGCGCGGCUCGACCGUGGCGCUCACCAAACGCCCGAGUGAAUUAUGGCUAGGUGCAUAUAACCCGUGUACUACACAUACCUAACAUACGCGCCUACCUAUCUAUAGCUAUAUGCAGUGAAGGCUGCGAGUAUGUACCUACCUACUCAAACAAAGCAUUUUGCCCACAAAUCCAUACUGCUAGCCCCGUACGGGCUGUGUUCGCGUUCUUUGUAAAAUUUCGUGCGAGUCCGCGACGGGGGUGAUGUCAUGUGUGUGUAUGUCGUCUUAGCUAACAUCUGGGCGUUCGUCAAUUGUUAAUAUUAGUGUGCAUUUUGAGGUUAGGUUGUGACUGUGUCUCUGAGUGGUCCAGGACAAGCCACCGCGGAGCCCUGGCCGGCGCAGCUUCGCUGGUGUAGUCUGUGUGUCUCUGAGUGUGUAUUUAUCACUGUGGACAUUGAUAGUGUGGCAUUGUGGGAGCUGGCUGGAUGUUGUGUGUUGUCUCAGGUUUAAAUGCAGCAAUUAUAGUUAAUGGCUCAUUAAACUGUUCCAAUUAGUGUUUGAUGUGAUUAUGAUAGUGAGUGUGAGGAUGUAGCACAGCACGAGUGCUCAGUGUGCCUGAGCAGUAGCGGGCCCGUGCUCAGGUGAUCAGCAUUAGUGUGUUGGCAUUGUGUUCCAUGCGUACCUACUCUCAGGUCAUUUACCUGCUUAGCAAACUAUUAACAAACUGGUAGGAGUGAUAAAACUAGAAGGACUACAGGUUUUCAAGUGACUGAGUUACAUCAUGCUCAUGAUUGCACACAAAGUUGUUUUAUCUCUGCAUUCUUUGUUGAACAGUGUUCAAACUGGAUAGUUGUAUCUGCCAGGCUAGUUUUUAAAUUAUUUGAAUUUGUCUUUAAAUUUAAUGGUUCCUGUGUCACAGACACUUUGCAUAUUUUACACAUUUGGAACAUGUUUGUUUUCCACUCACCAGCAGCCUUAGAAUCUAUCAGUUGUAUGAACAAUUUCAACUAGACUGGUUCUCAGUAAGAAUACAAUAAGUGUUGCCUUUGUUUAUAUGCUGAUAAACAAAUAAUGUGCAAGUGUAAUUCAUAACUUACAUUGAUGUUUAUUAGACGCUUUGAUUUAUAGAUACUGUGAAUUAAUGUAAUGAUGUAAUAAACAUCAAUCUGUAGUUCAUUUUGAUUUACAAUUUGUAGCACAGCUGAUAAAUUAAUGGGUGAAUGAGGCAUAUAUUGACAAUAUAAACAAACAGUGGUGGAGUGAGUGACUGUCAGUGUUAAUGAUGCUCAGACAUUCCCCGUGGUGAGGUGACUAGUGUAGUGAUGCUGUGCCUCAGUGGAUAUGACUUGCUCAUGUCAGACAUCCCAGCCAGUGGCGCACCCAGUGCUGGGGAGGAAGGCGAAGAGAAGCCGAAGCCGACAGAGAACCAAGACGACGGGUACGAGACGAGUAAUAGCGGUGAGGCGGCGCGUCGCAAGCCCUCCAGCGCUGAGGGCUCGCCGGCGCCGCCUGCCGAACCCUCGCCCCCGCCAGACCCACCCUACGAGCCGCUCAUGCGGCACUACGAGCCCGAGCCGGAGCCCUACCGGCAUUUCGAGCCGCCCGCUCCGCCUCCCCCGCAGCCCGAGCCACAGUACCAGCACUUUCCCUUCCCUAAGUAUGGCGGAGACCCGUACGCGUUCAAGCGCGAGCCCGAGGUGCCGUACGACAUGAGCCAGCACCACCAGUACGCGCCGGCGGGCAAGCGCGACGACGACAUGUACAACGGCAUCAAGCGCGAGUGCGAGGACCCGUACUCCUUCGUGGAGGAGGAGGCCAUGUGUGCCAUGCUGGCGCAGCCGCAGCACCACGCCGUGCCGCCGCACCUGCAGCACCACGACCACCACGCGCACAUGAUGCACCCGCAGCAGAUGAUGCUCAACCAGCCCAAGAAGCGCGGCCGCAAGAAAAAGAUCAAGGACGAAAACGGCAUGGAGCUGAAGGCGGAGCCCGGCAUGGAGGGCGCGCUGGUGCCGCGGCCCGUCAAGGAGCGCAAGAAGCACGACCGCUUCAACGGCAUGAGCGAGGAGGAGGUCUCGCGCCGCACUCUGCCAGACCACCUCGCGGAGAACCUCGACAUCAUCAUUAUCGGCAUCAACCCGGGACUGUUCGCGGCGUACAAGGGACACCACUACGCGGGCCCAGGGAACCACUUCUGGAAGUGUUUGUACCUGUCCGGCCUCACACGGGAACAGAUGAGCGCUGACGAAGACUACAAGCUGCUGAACUUCGGCAUCGGCUUCACGAACAUGGUGGCGCGGCCGACCAAGGGCAGCGCGGACCUCACGCGGCGCGAGAUCAAGGAGGGCUCGGCCAUCCUGCUGGAGAAGCUGCAGACGUUCCGGCCCAAGGUGGCAGUCUUCAACGGCAAGCUCAUCUACGAGGUGUUCUCCGGGAAGAAGGACUUCUGCUUCGGCAAGCAGCCCGACACCAUCGCCGGGACGAACACCUACAUGUGGGUGAUGCCGUCGUCGUCGGCGCGCUGCGCGCAGCUGCCGCGCGCGGCCGACAAGGUGCCGUUCUACGCGGCGCUGAAGAAGUUCCGCGACUACCUCAACGGGCUGGUGGCGCACGUGGACGAGGCCGAGCUCGUGUUCCCCGACAACACCAGUCGGCGCCCGCAGGAGGAGAUGGAGAUCCGACGCCAAGCCAGCAGACUGACGAUGGAGCCGGAGCCGGGCGACACCAUCAUCCUGGAGGACGGGACCGAGGUGCCGCUGAAGAAGAAGCGAGGCCGGCCCAAGAAGGUCAAGCUGGAGAACGGCGAGGUGGCGCCCGCCGCGCCCCGCCAGCCGCGCGCGCCCCGCCCGCCGCCCUCGCUGGAGCCGCACGACCAGCCGCCCAAGAAGAAGCGCGGCCGGCCCAAGAAGAUCCGCCCCGACGACCAGUUCCUGCUGCAGCACCCGGCGCAGCCGCUGCAGGCGCUGCACUCGCACGACACGCCCUACCUGGCCGCCGGCGACUUCCCCGCGCAGCUCCCGUCGCCGGGCCUGCUGUACCCGCACCAGCACCACCAGCACCACCAGCAGCUCGCGCCCGACUCCAACAACUACUUCCAGCAGCAGCCGCCCAACUCGGAGAGCGGUCUGGGCGGUAUGGAGUCGUCCGGGCUGGACGUGGGCGGGGGCGGGGCCGGCGGCGGGGGCAUGCUGGGCGGCAUGGCGCGCGGGUACGGGUCGCCGGGCGGGUACGCGGCGUCCCCGCGCGGCGUGUACGCCAGCCCGCGCUCGCAGGGGUACUCGCCCAGCCCCGCGCGCCCCGCCGGCACCCCGCAACCACAGGAGUCUGGCGUGAUGCACGGGUUCCCCGCGAGCCCCGCGUUCUCGGCCGUGUCCCCGCCGCGCGCGGGCUCCGGCGGCGGGUACUCGUCCCCCGCCGCGCGCGCCGCGCCCUUCUCCGCGCGCUCCCCGCUGUACGCGCACAGCCCCGCGCCCUACGCGCACCAGCAGGCACAGAGCCCGGCCCCGCAGGCGCGCUUCUCGCAGUCCCCGCACCCGCACCACCCGCACCCGUACUCACACUCCCCCGCGCCACAGUCGCAGGGUCGUCCGUUCUCGCGGUCGCCGGCGCCGGUGGGCGGGGUGGGCGGAGUGGGCGGGGUGGGCACGACCCCGUUCCCGCAGGCGUCCCCCGCGGGCGCGCUGCACAGCUACACGCCCAGCCCGGCGCACACGCCGUACUCGCAGCACUCGUCGCCCGCGCCCAGCCGCACGCCCACCUACACCGAGCCGCACCACUACCCGGGCGGCGCCGGCGCGGCCCCGGCCGCCGGCUUCGGCGGCGAGCUGUCGCACGAGAUCGGCGCCGCCAUCUCGUCGCCGGCGCCCGUGUCGCCCGGCAUGGCGGCGCUCGACUUCGAGCCGCCGCGCGACGAGCCCGAGCGCGACCACAGCCCGAUGGGCAGCACCGACAUGCACCCCGGGUCCAACUCCAACUCGUCGCUGUCCGACUACAACAAGACGUCGGCGGGCAGCGACAUGUCGCCGGCCGGCGCCGGCUUCGCCGCGCUCUACGACGACGCGCGCCUGCAGUACGCGCACCUGCACACGCACAGCCCCGCGCCCGACAAGGACCACUACUACCGCCAGGACCAGGGUGGCGGCGUCGCAGACAGCCCGCGGUUAGACCAGUUGCAGCAGCACCCUUCGUCCAUGUACCCCACUAAUUACAAUAGGUCGAGUCCGCCGGGCGGCGAGGGCGCGUUCUCCCCGCUGGGCGCCGCCUUCCGCCCCCCCUCGCACCCGCACCCCGCGCACACGCCGCACGACGCGCCAGGUUCCCCGGCCGAGUACGCGGGCACUGUGAAGCCGAAGGCGCAGGACGUGGCGUCCAAGUCCCUGUCGGGGCUGGAGUCGCUGGUGGACCAGAUCCCCAGCAUCGCCGAGGGUCCCGGCGGCGCGAGCGCGGGCGGCGCGGGCCCCGCGGCCCCGGCGCCGUCCGACCAGGCCCCGGCCGCCGUGGCCGCGCUGCCCGACUACGCGCCCGCGCUGUACCCGCCCUACGGCGCGUACGGCGGAGCUGCAUACGGGAACAACGGGUACGGCGGGCCGUUCGUGGGGUACGGCGGCGGCUGGGGCACGGCCGUGAUGCGGCCCACGCCCGGGUACCUGUCGGAGUGGCAGUACGGGUACCCGGCCGGCGUGGCGGCGGGGUACGCGCCCUACAACGCGCCCUACUACAACGGGUACGCCGGGCCGCCGCCCGCGCACCACCAGCAGGCGCACUACCUGUCGGCGCCGCCGCUGAUCGACCUGCACAAGAACGGCGAGCACUCGGGCGGCGUGCCGGCCGUGCCGUCCGUGCCGUCCGUGCCGUCCGUCGGCUUCGGCGGCUUCUGUUAGUGUACAUAGACUAUCUCACUGCGGGGAACGAGUACUUCCUAGAGUAAGUAGUAAAUUGGACUGAGUAUCGAGGCGAGGGAAAUGUUUUGUAAAGCAAUCGUUAGUGAUGUAAUUUAAUCUUUUUCAACUGAGGAGCUUAAUUUGUAGGAUUUAUUUGUAAAUAUUGUAUGUAUUUUUAUUUCGGUCCAUCACAUGUUACUUUAACCGAUCGCUAGUUGAUGACAGUGCCGUUCUGUUGGUCGUCGUUUAGUUUAGUAGGGCACGUCUGUGAUGUGACUGGGAGGCGGGGGCGUGCGACAAUAUCGUACUUAAUGUAUUCGGAAUGUCUGUGAUCUUCAGUGAUGUCUAACUAAUAAUUAUGGCCAUCGUUAUUGCCAUACUGAAAAGUAACUAGUGUUCGGAAUUAGCGGCCGCGUGCUCGUAAUACGAAGUCUUGCCAAUGAUGUGUUUCGCGUUCUAGUCACUUACUAAUUCGUGUCGGCUAGUCAAAUUGAUGUCGUGUACCCUCGCCGCACUCUCUCGCUCCCAACCGAUUGCUCCAACAAAUAUUGUAUCUAAGUCACAACAACGGCCUAUGAGAUAAAUAAUGUAUACCUUUAUUUAGAAUUUAAUUUACUCUAUUUAUAAUUCAAGUUUAGCAUUUGAUAACUAUAUUUUUAUAGUCGCAGGAGGCGGCCAUUUUAUUGUAAGCGGUCUUUGACCUUUACCAGUGCACAAACGGGGCGUGCCUCGGACGCCGUGCAUUUUACACAACGUUACCCGAACAGUUACAUUAGCUUCGGAUCGCUAGUGAAUAGCAUAAUUUUACAUAAUGUUGUAACUUAUAUUUUACUACAGACGCGCCAUUGUGGUGGGGCGGUAGGGUUACUUUAACGUUAACGCGAUGCAUAAUGUUUACAUAGGGUGCUGAUGGGUUCGAUAGUUUCCUUACGUGACGCGAGUCCUUGCGUCCGAGUCUUUAUACUAUGUUGUUGAAGUUUUACUUUGUUUUCACGGUGUAUUAGGUAUCGGGUCGUGUAGAGUAGAUAUAUAGGUCCUGCAUAGUCCGGUACAGUCUGUACAGUCUGUGGGACCGCAGGCGAGUCGUCCGUCGAGCCGCACUGUACAAUGUACAUAACGAGGGGAGGGUACGUCGGGAAGGUAAACAAUCUUGUACAAAAUUUUAAAUUAGUAAAACUCUUUCCUUUGCACAAAAUGAUGAAGUCUUAAAGUCUUAAAUAUAAGCUAAAAAACGAAAUAACAUACGUAAUAAAGACAUAUACGUUAAUGAUAGGUUUACUCGGAAGAAUUUAUAUAUAGUUAGUGGAUGGAUAGUUGGACAGUCACCGGAGGCAGGUCUCUGCGACAUGUGACGUCACUAUGCACAUGAUCUCCAUUACGUUCUGGUCUGGCUUAGGAUUAGGUUUACGUACGACCUCGUACACCACCACUAUUGCAAUGCGUUUUUUUAUAUUAUUAUUUUUUCGUAUUUCAAAAGGGGAAACAUGAUUAUUUAAAAAUGAAAUCAACAGGGUAUUUAAGAUUGCUUAAGAUAUAUUAUUUGACAUAUAUUUAUUGUGACUUGCGGACGAUGCGCGGUUGCGGCGCAUCGUGUUUAGUGUUACUGAUCUUUGUUUAGUUGUGGUCGCGCGGGGAACUGUUCACAAUAACAACGCCUUGUACAUAAUGAGUGCUUUAUUACGCUUUUUUGAUAUUAUUAUAUUUUUAUUUAAAAAUAAUUAUUAUUAUUACAAUAACACUAUUUCUAUAUUUUUGCUUUUAUUUUGUACAUUAACGAUCAUGUAUGUGAUUGGAAGGUUCUGUUUGCGUCCUGUUUCCGGGUACUGUUGGCACUAAUGCGGUGACGUCACGUCUCGGCAUUACUCUCAUGGAUACUCCGACUGGACGCGACACGCGGACAGCGCCGCGCCGGCGCGCAGGUCGCCGCCGACCUGGGCUCCGACGUCCCGCGACCGACGCUCGGAUACGAUCUGUGAUCUGUUUUAAGCGAUACUCUAGUACUUAAAUCAGUUUUUAUAAAUCUCAUUUCUUUCACAAUCGCUAGUAAUUUGUAUAGAUUUUAUCUAAAAUGUCGCGAGUCGUGGCGCUUCCGCCGUGAACGAAAUAAAGGCCUACACUCGCUGCCACUGGUGGGCGCAGACGACGGGCCCGGUACUGGGCACUACUAGGCAGUAACUCGUCCGAGUACUCGGCCCGUGCGCUCUGCGCGUCACUUGUAUUUCUAAGUUUUCUUGUCUCGAAUAAGACUUAUCGGCCAAUAUUCCUUCCUGCAACAGAGUGCAAUGUCGGGAGAUUAAUGUUCUGUCUCGUAAUCAUUAUCUGUAUUGUUAUUAUUAUAUUUUCAUUUACAUUGUAGUUGUCGUGUAUUAUAGUGUCGUUAAGGGCCGCUUGCACUUAACCGUUCGGCUGACACGAGUGACUUUCGACUUUCCUAUCAGGUGCAUAAAGAUUAGAUUUGUACGAUAGCAUAGAGGCGAGCGGUGAGGUCGGUCGUGCUGGACUAAACUGUAGCUUAAUAUAAUAAGUCUCUAUCAACGAGUUAGUGUUAGUGUUGUACUCGGCGCGGCGGCGCCGGCGGGCACGCACGGGCACUCUGCGCGGGCACUCUGCCCGGGCACGCACCGGUCGCCCGGGCCGGCCCGCGGCGUCGCGCUCGCUGCCUCUUAUCUGAGUAGUGGUUAGGGUUGACCAGUGUAUGCAUUGAGUCGCUCAACUAUUUGUACAAUAUGUAUAUUUUUGUAAAAUUCACUCUAACUCGAGGCAAUAUUUUAAAAAUUAUCUAUAAUAUUAAAAAUUAGUACAAUUCAUUGUUAUACAGCUACGUGUCUCGUUGGGUUCGCUCAGCACGUGCUGUAGAGAGCAUCCUGCCAGUGGGCGCCUAUAGUUGCACGACUCACGAGCUCGCACUGCCGUCGCCUGGGUAGUAGGUUCGCGCCCCGGCGCCGCUUGGUUGUGAAUAGUAUCGCUUACCCACUCCGUCUGCUGUCGUCGCGUUCAUCCGUUGCUUCACUCAGUAUUGUCGUGCCAAAACAUACGUAAAUGCAGGAGUAACAAAGCAAUAUCGUAACUAGAUAGUCUCGAACGAAAGCAAUAAUAUCUGGGCGAGUGGACGCUGCACUUGACUCUGUACUUCGCCUCUGUAAUGAAAUUAUAUUUUGAAAUGUCGCGUCACUUGCAGUAGUUUGGUACAAAUAGCAUUUAUCGUUGGUGGCACAGCCCCCGCACCACUCACCCGUCAACUUGAUGAACUUUUAUUUAUUUAAGCUGAGUGAGUACUUCGUGCCGCGUAUUGCGGCCGCUCGGUGUCUGCUGCGGGGGCUCGGCACCGACCAGAAGGCGGAGGUCUUAUCCUAGCUCAAUUUUAUUAAUUAUUAUAUUAUACUUGCUUGUUAUUCAUCGUUGAAAUAUAGUUAUUUUGAACCUUGGCUGCCUCGUGGCUCCAUUUUACUAAACCGUUGAAAAUUAUAAGUACAUAGAAAUAAAUGUUAUCGCAUAUCAUAGUGGUCUCGUAAUCCCAGUGUGAAGACAGCCAAGGGUUUGUUCCAGAAGCCUGCAUUACUCAAACAACUCGCAUUUGAUUACGGUGCUUGUUUAUCAUAGUCAUGCGAGGCGAGGCGGCGGCGGCCGAGGUUUGGUUGCACUCGUUUCGUCAAUUAUUUACUGUGAGAGGCGCGCGCCGCCUCGCCUCGCAUUAUA